Molecule: messenger RNA, 2271 nt
Organism: Ylistrum balloti
Lineage: Eukaryota; Metazoa; Mollusca; Bivalvia; Pectinida; Pectinidae
Product: SET and MYND domain-containing protein 4-like
Exons: 17
Coding region: 13-2271 (752 amino acids)
Molecular function (GO): protein binding
Source: RefSeq, a predicted model, not a curated record
AAUGCCAUUUUAAUGAAAGCACGUGGAAGGGUCCUUUGUGAUUUCCAGGAAGCUUCAACAGACGAAGAAAGAUUGCGUUUUAUCAUUUCUAGAGGCUUGAUAAGAAACAUUUCCUGGCUGAACUUCUAUAUCCAAAAUUGUAAGAAACUUCAUUGUAAGUCUGUGGAGAAGUCCAAAUGUUACAGAGAACAAGGCAACACAUAUUUUCAGCAGAAGAAAUAUGAGGAAUCGUUGCACUACUAUAUAAAGGCAAUUAUCCAUGCUCCAGGAAUUGAAGCCAAGACAGAGGACUUAUCCCUUGCAUAUGCUAACAUGUCUGCUUCAUUGUAUCAUCUGAUGAAAUACCAGGCUUGCCUUGCCAAUAUCACAGCAGCCAUGGAGAGUGGUUACCCGGACCGUUUGCAUCACAAACUCCUCCUUCGUCAGACACAGUGUCUACUGUACUUGAAACAGAUUGAAGAUGCCAACACUAGUGUACAGGUAGCAAAACAGCAUGCAGGGAAGAUGAAGAGUACAGAUAAAAAGAAGGCAGACAUUUUUCUUCAAGAAAUUUCAAGUGUGGAAAGGAAACUUGCUAAUGCUGUUGACAAUAAAAGUAACAACGAUACAUACGAAAUGAAGAAAACCAAACUUCCUGAUCUUAGUUAUGGAAGAAACCAGUUAGUGACUCAGGCAACUAGUGGUCUUAGGAUGGAACAGACUAGAGAAAAAGGGCGCCAUCUUGUGGCUGCCAGAGAUCUGAAAGCGGGAGACACACUGAUUGUGGAGAAACCAUUUGCUGCGGUCCUGCUUCCUGACCACUACGACUCUCACUGUCACCAUUGCUUCGGACAGUUGGACCUGCUAGUCAUUCCGUGUGUUCGGUGUAGCCAGGUGCGUUACUGCAGCAAAGAAUGUCAGAAUUCUUCAUGGACGUCGUACCACCAGUUCGAGUGUUUUUACAUGGAUCUACUUCAUUCUGUUGGGAUAGCACACCUUAGUAUUAGAAUUAUACUGGUGGCAGGACUGGAAUUUCUUGUAGAAUUCAAGAGGAAGUUGCAGAGUCUUGAAAACAAUACUGUAAGGAUUAAAGGUGUGAGUGAAGAUGGUACCUAUAGACAUGGCUACCUCACUGUGUAUGAUCUAAUGCCUCACAGCAAACAUCUUGUCAUAGAAGACCUGUUUCAGUACUCACUGACAGCCUGUCUGCUGUUAAAUAUCCUUCAAGUGUCUGAUUGGUUCAACUCGCAUACUAAGAUGUCUUCCGAUCCCUGUAACAACACUUCUUCUGGAGAAUGCAGCGACAAGUCAGACAAGAAGCACAUGUCAGGAGAUGUUGGCGAUGUUUCUGAACAAGAACAAUAUGUUGGUGGUUUGCUGCUGCGUCACAUUCAACAACUGGUGUGUAACGGCCAUGCCAUUACAGAGUUACAAGUUACCCAGGCAACCGACCUGUCAUUGGUGGAGACUAAAAGUCAGGUCCGGGUCGCCACGGCAAUAUACCCUACCGCCAGUUUAAUGAACCAUUCCUGUGAUCCCUCAAUCAUAGCCAGUUUUGAUCGUGACUCCUUGGUGGUGAGGGCUGUCCGUGAUGUGAAGGACGGUAUGGAGAUUUACAAUUGUUACGGUCCCCACCAUAAACGGAUGUCUGGUCCUGACCGACGACAAAUCCUGAAGGAUCAGUACUUCUUUGAUUGUCAGUGUAGUGCCUGCUUGAUGGAUGAUGGUCAGAAUGUAAUGUAUAUGGUGUUCAAGUGUCCAAAGUGUGAGAAUGCCUUGAUUGAGGAACAAACAAAUGUUGUGUGCUCAGAAUGUGGCUACCAUGGCAACACUUUAUCAUAUAAGGAAAAGACUGGAAUAGCUAAAGACCUGUUUCUUCAAGCUGUUCAGAGAUUGGAAGCAAACAACAUCAAGGGAGCUAUUGAUACAGCCCAGAGAUGCCACAAGAUAAGGAAUGGAAUCCUCCAUCGAAACCAUCGUGAACUAACUGAGACUAAGGACUUUCUGGCUAGGUGUUACGCUGUAACAGGUGACUUUGAAAAGUCCUGUCGUUAUUUGAAGGAAAGUGUGAGCAGCAUAAAAACUGUGUACGGGGCAUUAAGUAUCGAAUAUGCAAAUGAGCUGCAGAAGUAUGCUGAGGUGCUGGUCAGUGCUGGACACAUGGAGACAGCUUUAGCAAUCACUAAUGAAGCGUUACCUGUAUUCAAAGUGCAUUAUGGGACAUCUCACACAAGUGUUGCAGAACUUGACGAACUAAGGUUUCAUUUACAGAAAAGUCUCAUUAUAUCAUAA